Messenger RNA from Choloepus didactylus (southern two-toed sloth), 2144 nucleotides. Its product is annotated as adenylyl cyclase-associated protein 1. The transcript has a single exon. The coding region runs from base 48 to 1475 and encodes 475 amino acids. Gene Ontology annotation, biological process: cell morphogenesis; regulation of adenylate cyclase activity; cytoskeleton organization. Lineage: Eukaryota; Metazoa; Chordata; Mammalia; Pilosa; Megalonychidae. Gene Ontology annotation, cellular component: cytoplasm. The record is from RefSeq and is a predicted model, not a curated record. Gene Ontology annotation, molecular function: adenylate cyclase binding; actin binding.
AACUAUCUACCGUCUCGAGGUGAGGCAGAUCUCUGAGGUGGUACAUUAUGGCUGACAUGCAAAAUCUGGUAGAAAGAUUGGAGAAAGUAGUGGGUCGUCUGGAGGCAGUAUCCCAGGUCUCUGACAUGCACUGUGCGUACGGAGACAGGCAUCCAAAAGCAGGAGCAUCUCCUUAUGUGCAGGCAUUUGACUUGCUGCUUGCCGGUCCUGUAGCAGAGUACCUGAAGAUCAGUAAAGAGAUUGGGGGAGAUGUACAGAAGCACGCGGAAAUGGUCCACACAGGUCUGAAGUUGGAGCAAGCUCUCUUGGCUACAGCCUCUCAGUGCCAGCAACCGGCAGGUAAUAAGCUUUCUGAAUUGUUGGCACCCAUCUCAGAGCAGAUCCAAGAAGUGAUAACCUUUCGGGAGAAGAACCGAGGCAGCAAGUUGUUCAAUCACCUGUCAGCUGUCAGUGAAAGCAUCCAGGCCCUGGGCUGGGUGGCUAUGGGUCCCACGCCUGGCCCUUAUGUGAAAGAAAUGAAUGAUGCUGCCAUGUUUUAUACAAAUCGAGUCCUCAAGGAGUACAAAGAUGUGGAUAAGAAGCAUGUGGACUGGGUCAAAGCCUACUUGAGUAUAUGGACAGAGCUGCAGGCUUACAUUAAGGAGUAUCAUACAACUGGACUGGCCUGGAGCAAAACAGGCCCUGUGGCAAAAGAACUGAGUGGAUUGCCAUCUGGACCCUCUGCUGGAUCAGGUCCUCCCCCUCCUCCACCAGGUCCGCCUCCCCCCCCAGUCCCCACCAGUUCAUGCUCUGAUGACUCUGCUUCACGCUCAGCACUGUUUGCCCAGAUUAAUCAGGGGGAAAGCAUCACACAUGCUCUGAAACAUGUAUCGGAUGAUAUGAAGACUCACAAGAACCCUGCCCUGAAGGCUCAGAGUGGUCCAGUACGCAGUGGCCCCAAACCAUUUUCUGCACCUAAACCGGGAGUCAGUCCCUCCCUCAAAGCAGCCUCAAAGAAAGAGCCAGCUCUACUUGAACUGGAAGGCAAGAAGUGGAGAGUGGAAAAUCAGGAGAAUGUUUCUAACCUGGUGAUUGAUGAUACGGAGCUGAAACAGGUGGCUUACAUAUACAAGUGUGUCAACACAACAUUGCAAAUCAAGGGCAAAAUUAACUCCAUUACAGUAGAUAACUGUAAGAAACUCGGUCUGGUGUUUGAUGACGUGGUGGGCAUUGUGGAGAUAAUCAAUAGUAGGGAUGUGAAAGUUCAGGUAAUGGGUAAAGUGCCAACCAUUUCCAUCAACAAAACAGACGGCUGCCAUGCUUACCUGAGCAAGAAUUCCCUGGAUUGUGAGAUAGUCAGUGCCAAAUCUUCUGAGAUGAAUGUCCUUAUUCCUACAGAAGGUGGUGACUUUAACGAGUUCCCAGUCCCUGAGCAGUUCAAGACCCUAUGGAAUGGGCAAAAGUUGGUCACCACAGUGACAGAAAUUGCUGGAUAAGUGAAGUGCCACUGGGUUCUUUGCCCUCUCCCUUCACACCAUGGGAUAAAUCUUUAUCAAGACGGUUCUUUUCUAGAUUUCCUCUACCUUUCUGCUCUUAAAGUGCUUCUCUGCUCUGAGAAGCACAGCUACCUGCCUUCACUGAAAUAUACCUCAGGCUAAGAUUUGGGGUGGGAUAGCAGGUCAGUUGAUCAUCUGCAGGAAAGUAUAGCUUUUCCAUAUCAGCUCAACCACACCACCAGUCUAUUCUUUUGGAAAUGCAGACCAGGAUUAAUGGGUUUUAGCUUUCAGCUUUUGAGGGUUAUUCUAUCAACAGUCUUUUGGGAAGAAUAGAACAGUCUCCAGGAGUUAACUCAUCAGAUUGUUCUUCACACAGGUUAAUCUUUUUCUAGCAGUGAGCAUGAGGAUAGCAGCAACUGGAGUGAUUCCAGUUGGUUCUUCUAACCAAACUAAUUUUUCACUGUUGAUAAACGAGACAAAAGUUGCACUGGACCAAAGGCUGAGGCUUGGCCAUCUAGCAUUCCAAGCAAAAUUGUUUCCUAUAAGCAUUCCUUUUAUUUUGCAUUCCAUCCUGGGUCUGCCUGAACCAUGAGAUAGUAGGUUGUCCUGUACCAGCUGUUGUAGCAGUGACCUGCACCCAGGGUAAUUAAAGGAGUCUUUAACCCUUUC